GGUGGGAUUUGAACCCUGCUUCAAGUCAGCGCCUUUUUAUCGUUCCAUACUCCCAUCACCCUGAGGACGCUUCCCAUAUCAGCCAUUUUCCAGGGAGGUGACCCUGAGUGAGGUAGGCUCAGCUUCAGUGUCCUAAGUCUAGAAAAUGGGGGUGACAACAACGAGAAUGAUGAUACUAGGCGGGCCACGAUGGACAGAGCACCGAACCCGGAGUCCGGAACACUUGAAUUUCAAUCCAACCUCUGGCAUUUACUAGGAGUGUGACCCUGGGGGAACAGACCUGGAGAAGUCGCUCCAGGAACAGGAACAGGAACAGGACCAAAAGCAAUGGCGGGCAGGUAGGCAGUAGCCCCAGUUUAGAGGGGAAGAAAGAAACUGAGGCUUACGGAGGUGAGAGUGGUCCCCUAGCAAGGGAGUGCCAAGUACAGUACUUGCUGGCGCCCUUCCUGGUCAGCACGGGGGAGUGAGCCUUUUAACGGCGGAGCUGCCCCAAAGGUCAGUGUCUCUGCAGGUGUCCAAGGAGAGGCUGCCUCAGAGUUUUCCCAGAUGAGGUACAGGUUGGACUUGAUGCAUUCUGGGCACAAGUGACCUCUCUCUUCCCCCACUGCCCACCCUGGCUCCCUGCUGCUCCCUGCUGUUCUUAGCUGGUUAGUCUUUAGCGUUUGUCUGUCCACUGAGGCUCCCACCCCACCCCCAUCCUUGAGUACUCUCCAAAUCUUCCAAGACUAGGGAAGGACCGCCUACCCUGUCCCGGCCAUUGUCUCCUGCCCUCCACCAGGGAGAGAGUUCUGCAAAGGAGCUCUAUCUAACACCAGAGUGAGAAGAGGAAGGCCUAGAGAGACCAGCCAACACUAAGGGACAGACUCAAUAGGAUUCUACUGGCCCGAAUGACUAUAUACGGGAACUGAUUGUGUGGCAGGGGCCUGAGAUGGACUGAGUGAGAGGUGAAUUGGAUCCAACUGACCCGAACGGAAAGAAACCCAUCACAUCAACUGCAGUAGAACUGAACCGAACGGAACCGGUCAACCAAAGCGAAAGGAACUGAUCCGGAAGUGACAGAACGUCCUUCGGCAGCUUCAGAAGGGUGAGGAUGGCGGCCAAGCAGCCCCGCCGCGGGUCUGCCCGAGGCGCCUCUCAGAGCCGAGGAGAGGAGAUGGAGGCCAUGAUGGAUGCCUGGCACCGCCUGGGCACCCUCACUGAUCUGCAGGGCGAUUCUGGUGGCCGCCAGCAGCCGCCGCCGCAGCAGCCGCCGCCGCCACAGCCCCAGCAGCGAGGCCGACCUCGUACCCGCUGGCCCCGCUGGAGCCCAGAGGGAGGCCCCUCCCCAUUCAUGGGCCCCAGGUCCAGAAUGGGGGCAGGGGCGGUGCAUGAGCACCACCACCACCAUCACCACCACCACCACCACCAUUCCCGCAUGGAGGGGGCCCAGGGUGCUGCGGGUGCCGUUGGUGAUGCUCAGGCAGGGGCAGCUUCAAGUGCCUGCCCAGAUGUAUGGGGAGGUCAGCAGCUGAGGGAGAGCGAGGACAGUGAAGCCAGCGAGGGCAGCGAGGGCAGCCAGAGGCGCCGGGAGCGCAAGGCCGCCACUGCUGCUGCCGUUCCCGCCACCGGGCCUCUAUUCCAGGAGGCAGCGGCCGCGGCCAGGGCCACGAGCGGGAAUCCAAAUUUGGCGCUCGGGGCCCGCCCCCGACAGCCCAUGGGCGGCCGGGGCAGGGGCCGCCCUCGAGGGCGGGGCCAGAGCCGCGGGGAACUGAGAGAGGCAGAGGAGGCAGCCGGGGCCAGUGGCGGCCGCUGGCGAGCAGCCAGCCCCUCCCCGCCUCCUGUGGUGGGCCCGCAUCGCUCGGGCUACCUGCUGCGCCCCAGGACCCGCGGAGCCGAGGCGGCCGGUGGCCCGGGUGAGGGACCUUCCACUUCAGCCUUCGGCCUAUCGGGAACCAGUCGUAUUCAGGAGCAAGAUGUCGUCGUGGUGGGGAAGAAGUCGCCGAGAAAGAAGAGAGGCCCACGUAGACGGGUGCUGCCGCUUCCCUACCAGAUGGAGAAGCCUACUAGUGACGAAGAAAGAGAAGAGACCAGGAGAUCAGUCCCCCCUGAGGAGGAAGAGGAGGAGGAGGAACAGGAGGCUGCUGCGGCUGCAGCAGCCGCAGCCGCUGCAGCCGCAGCCGCUGGAGCUGGGGCUGGGGCUGGAGCUGGGGCUGGAGCUGGAGCUGGAGCUGGAGCUGGAGCUGGAGCUGGAGCUGGAGCUGCUUCGAGGAACCCCCUGCAGAGAUCUCAGUCCAGGAUUGAAAAGAAGGUCUGUGAGGUGGUCCAGUACCUGCUAGUGAAGGAUCAGACAAAAAUACCCAUCAAGCGGACUGAUAUUGUGAACACCAUAAUUAAAGAAUACAAGGAAAUGACCACAGAAAUCAUCAACCGAGCUGGUCAGAUGUUGGAACAGGUGUUUGGAAUAGAGCUGAAGGAGAUUGAUGACAAGGCCCCUGCUUAUGUGCUCCUUAACAAAUUGGAGCCUCUGGAAGAGGAUGACACUAUGAGACCAAAACAUGAUACAGCAAAGAUGGGACUUCUGAUGGUGAUUCUCAGCCUCAUUUUCAUGAAGGGGAACUCUGCUAGGGAGGCUGUGGUGUGGGACAUGCUCAGGAAGAUGCGGCUUAACCCAGACAAAAAGCAUCCACUGUUUGGGGAUGUGAAGAAGCUGGUCACUGAUGAGUUUGUCCGCCAGAGGUAUUUGGAAUACAACCGGAUUCCCUACACUGAUCCUGAGGAGUUUGAGUUUCUUUGGGGACCCAGAGCUUUCCUGGAGACCAGCAAGAUGCAGGUCCUUCGCUUCGUGGCUAAGAUCCAAAGGAGAGACCCUCGGAGCUGGGCAGUCCAAUACAACGAAGCUCUUCAGGACGAGGCAGCAACUGCCUCUGCCUCCGCUGCUUCUGCCUCCGCCUCCACUGCUUCUGCAUCUGCUUCUGCCUCUGCCUCUGCAUCUGCCUCCGCCGCUUCCGGCUCUGGCUCUGCCUCUGCCUCUGCCUCCGCCUCCGCCUCUGCCUCCGCCUCGGCUUCAGCCUUGGCUGAGCCUGAUGUCCUGGCUGAGACCGAUUCUGAGUCUGAUACUGAGGCUGAAGCCUGUGCCUCUGCCUCUGCCAGUUUCUUGGGGUAGGAGAGCGCCCAGUCUGAGUCCCCCUUUGAGGAGGCAGUUUUGUUCUACGGGAACAUAGUAGUAGUUAUGAGUUAAGACCCACCCUCUGUAGUCAGGGUCUAAUAAAAUUGCAAGUUGA
Monodelphis domestica (gray short-tailed opossum) is the source of this 3260-nucleotide messenger RNA. The record is from RefSeq and is a predicted model, not a curated record. Lineage: Eukaryota; Metazoa; Chordata; Mammalia; Didelphimorphia; Didelphidae.